GCGCGCGCGUCGGUCGAAGUCUUUGCGGCUUUGCGUUCGGUACGUUGCGCACGUUUUUCUGCUUGUGGCCUUGAAAUGUCACGUGUGUUUCGCGUAGCACCAACGAAGACGUCUUAUAUCUCUUCGAAAGCACCAUGUGAAGUACGCAAUGGCAAAGAGAAAGACGGACUCUCACUGUUUUGCUCCGGGAUGCCGAAGCGGCUAUCCGGGUGCUCCCAAAGCAUCUUUGUUUGCUGCUCCGAGGGACGAGGAGCAUCGAAAAAAGUGGGAGCGUAGUUUGCGAAGACAGGACAAGCCUCUCACAGAAACCGCUGCGGUAUGUGAGCACCACUUUGAGCCGCAUUUCAUUUUGCGCGACUACGUUCAUGUGAUCAACGGCAGCCAAGUGCGGAUUCCACGCGGUAAGCCAUCGCUGGCACCUGACGCGGUGCCUACGCUCUUGCCUGGUUGCCCGGCCUAUCUUUCCGUGAAGCCCGUGAGAGCAAGGACUCAGCGGAAAAGACCAGCUCCAGCAAGCGUGUCAACAAAUAAGAAGAAGCGCCAGGAUUCUGUCAGUAGCGCAGCGAACGACGACAAUGAAAUUGUGGACUCAUCGGGAACUGAAGCGUUCACGACUGGUGCACUUCGUAGUUUAGAAGUUUCCCCUGAGUACUGGUGCCGAUUUAUGUACGAUGGUGCCUCAAGUCUUGGCUUUGCGACAACAAGCAUAGAAACAAGCCCUAGGCUUGAGGUUGUUCAUGACAAGGUUGUUUUGUUUGCUGCCACCGGAGAUGAAGUGCGCGCACAAGUAUUCGUUAGAGGUGCGUUAUGUAGUGACACUGUCGUGUGUUCGCUGGCAGAAGCGGACAAUGUGCUGCGAGAGACAGAGGGAAUUUGUGUCUGCAAGGGAGCCAUGCUGGACACAGACUUCAGUCAAAUAACGGAGCGUUUGACAGAAAAACUACGGGCGGCAAGCAUUGUGAGUGGGCGUGGCAUUUUCAGCACAAAAUGUCAAGGAAAAGUGAAUCAAGAAGGAACUCCUUGCGCUGAAUGCAAGGGCUUUCGAAAGUUGCUCCUUACAAGAAAGUCGCAGACGGCACGCACCAGAGCCAAUCUGUCAGUGAAGAGAGCGUGUGCAUUGCGGCUCAAGCUGGAAAAGGAAAGAACAGCUCGUCUGAGAAAACGCACCAUCUCCAUGGAAGAGCAGCUUGUCGCGAUGGCGGCAAAAAACAAAAAGAUUGCCAAGGAAGAUUUUGAUGCCAGAGUCGCUAAGCUUCCUCCGAAACAGCGCGAAGCGGUACACCACGUAUUUGAAGCGUCAUCACGCAAGAGUCCGAAAGGCAUGAAGUACUCGCCACAGUGGGUUUUGGAGUGCAUAGUGAUGAAAAUGAGGAGUGCGAAGCUCUAUGAGCACAUGCGAAAAGAGAACAUACUUGCAUUACCCUCUAAAACAACUCUUCGCAAGUAUCUCAGUUGCUACAAGGCAGGCUUUGGAUUCAAUACAAAAGUUUUUGAUGUGCUGAAACAAGCUACUAGCACCAUGGAUGAAUUCCAUCUACAUGGAGGUCUCAUUGUGGAUGAGAUGAAGCUAUCUGAACAUCUCUCCGUAAGCUCUGCUGGCCACAUAGAUGGCUUUGUGGACCUUGGUCCAUUUACUUCUGAUGAAGACAAGCACAAUGUAAGUGACCAUGGCAUGGUGAUAAUGUUUGUUCCAUUCGUGGGAAAAUGGACACAGGUCCUGGCGGCUUUCGCAACAAAAGGCAACAUCAAAGGGACCCUGCUCACAAAGAUUAUGGUUGAGGCUGUCAUACUGACAGAGAAAGCAGGCCUCAAGGUCGACUUCAUAACGUCGGACGGUGCGACAUGGAACCGGAAGAUGUGGGCCUUAAUGGGCAUCAGAGCAUCUCUGACCGGCACUAAGUGUAGUGCGCCCCAUCCCGUGGAUUUGAAGCGACGGCUCCAUUUCCUUUCCGACUUCCCUCAUUUAAUCAAGUGCUUGCGCAACGGCCUGCUUAGCCAUGAGUACUUGGUGCCAGAAGGGCGGGUCUCCUUGCAAGCUGUACGUAGAGCCGUGGCAAUGGAUGGGAACAACGUGACACUCCAGGCACUACAUGGCAUCACCACCAGCCACACUAACCCGAACAACUUCGAAAAGAUGCGGGUUUCUUUAGCUUUCCAGCUAUUCAGUGAUAAAGUUGUCAAGGGCCUGCAGCUCUACCGGGAAAAGAUUGAAGAACGGUGCGGUGAUAUUGCAGCAACACUACAUUUCUUUGAGAUCAUCCGUGACCUCAUCUUGAUAAUGACUUCCCGGUUUCCUGCCGAAGCAUUGAGACUUUCAUCACCAUCUGCGGACAAACUGAAGAACAUGCUGGUACUGCUGGACAACUGGGAACGUCACACAAAAGGACAGCGUGGCUUCCUGAGCCAGUCCACUGCAACAGGGCUCCGAGUUACUGUCUCAAGUGUAUUGUCAUUGCUGAAAUACCUUUGUGAAGUCGUAGGUUUUAAAUACCUGUUAACGAGCCGGACAAGCCAGGACCCCAUUGAGCACCUUUUUGGUAUAGUGCGGCAGUCAUGUGGAUGCAAUGCCCAUCCGACGCCACAGCAGUUUGUUGUUGCUAUACUUUAA
Messenger RNA from Dermacentor andersoni, 2608 nucleotides. Lineage: Eukaryota; Metazoa; Arthropoda; Arachnida; Ixodida; Ixodidae. The record is from RefSeq and is a predicted model, not a curated record.